AUGAACGUGAAUGUUAAUUUAUAAUUGGAAGAAGUGUAAAUGUAAGCAAAUAAAAUAGACAAUCUUUGGAAAACAUUUUAAAAAUAAAUCUAAAACAAUUAACCUGUAAUAGUAAUUUUAUUAGGAUCUGCUAGAUGUGGAAAAACAACUUUAUUCGAUUUCCUCAAAGGAUCCAAAUUUUAACUAUCAAACAAUAAUUCAAAAUACCCUAAAUUAGAAGUAAUUCAAGAUUAAUCUUCAGAUUUGAAUUACAAUAAUAAUUCCAAUUAUAUUGAUAACCCAUCUGAGCUCAAUUUUUCUUAUAUUCAACCAAUAAAUCACUUAUUAUUAACUUUUUCAAAUUUUGUUGAUUUAAAAAAUGUGAUGCAUAGUUUAGUUUGGGAGGAAUUUUUUCUAAGAUUGAUAAAUAAUUAAUAUUAAAUAAAGAUUGUUUAUAUAGAAAAGCAUCCAGAAACUGAACUUUAGUCAAGAGGAUGUGAAUUGUAAAGUUUUAUAAAGAAGUAUUUUGGAUAAAGGUGCACAAUUUUCGAAGAAUUAACUAUUAUAUUAAAUUUAUACUAAGAAUAGUUAUCAGAUGAAGAAUUGAUCGAAAGUGUAUAAGGAGAGUUAAAAUAAAUAUGUGGAAAAAAUGAUUAAGACUUAUUUGUUUUUAGGAAAAUAAAAUUGCAAGGAGAUCUUGAGAAAUAUUUUACUAACAAUUAUAGAAUUUAGAUUUUGAAUACUCUUGUAUCGAAAAAAUCUAUAAAUCUGAAUCAAGACUAAUUCACUUUAGACUUUAAUAUAAUAAAUAUAUUAGAGUCUAUUUUUAUCUAACCUUUUACUGCGAUCAUAAACUAAAUAAAUUAAGAGUACAAUAAUAAUGAAUAAUCCUUAAAGUUAAAUGAUCUCUAGACUCUUUAAUAAUAAUUUGAAAAUUUGUCACUAUCUGUAAGAAAUUAAGGAAAAAAUUUAUAAUUUUGGUUUGACGAAUUUUUAACAACAUCCAGCAUUAUCAUAAAACAUAUCUCAUCUACUUCUGAUCAAUUUAUUCAAUAUGAUUUUCAAAAGUUUCGCUAUUUAGUUUUACAUUUUUCAAAUGUAAUUACUGCAUCUCAAAUUGUUGAUAAAAUAAUUAAACUAAUUCUUAAUUCUUGCUAAGAAAUGCUUUAAAAUGUAAGACUAAAAUUAUAAUUGUUUUAAUUUGAGCAAAAUAAAAAUACAAAUAAAAAUUCUUAAAAGUAACAACUUUUAUUAAAUUUUUCACAACCUUAAUUACAAAAUCUUAUUCUUUUGAACGGAUAAGAAAAUAAUAUCGAUCCAUCAGAAAAUUUUCCAUAUACUCCUAAAUACCAUGAAUAAUUGCAUAUAUAUUCAACUUAAAUAAAAACGACAUAAUUAAUAAUUAAUUAAUUAAAUAAGUAAAUUCAAAUAGAUUAAACCUAGCUAUACUAAGAAAUACUAAAAUCUAAUCCUUCGAUAGCUUAAACGUUCAUUCUUAUUACAUAAUAAAUAGAAAAGGUGAAUAGCUUAGAGAUAUAAAAAAAUUAAAUAAAUCAGAAAAUCUUCAAUUAUGCUGUAUAAAAACCUCAAAGCUGUUAAUUGAUUUGAAUAACAAUUUAUCU
Paramecium sonneborni is the source of this 1601-nucleotide messenger RNA. The record is from the annotation of a GenBank genome assembly. Lineage: Eukaryota; Ciliophora; Oligohymenophorea; Peniculida; Parameciidae.